AUGGCCAACGCGGGGCUGCGCGCCUACCGUGAGGUGCUGCGCCUGGUGCGGCGGCUGCCGGCGGAGACGCGGCCCUACUACGCCAAGUACGCCCGCGAGAACUUCGUCAACUACCGCGACCUCUCCGCGGACGACGACCUCGCCGCCCUCCUCCGCCGCGCAUACACCCACUCCACAUGGGUCCUCUCCAAGUACUCGAUCGACGCGGGGAAAGCGACCGCGCGGCUCAAGGAUCUUAGCGACGGCCACGCCGGGCUGUGA
Miscanthus lutarioriparius is the source of this 261-nucleotide messenger RNA. NCBI's taxonomy places the organism in Eukaryota, Viridiplantae, Streptophyta, Magnoliopsida, Poales, Poaceae. The record is from the annotation of a GenBank genome assembly.